AUAAAAUAAUGAUGGUUUUGCUCACUCUCAGUGACCUCCCCAGCCAGGGUUUCUGCUCCUCUCCUCCCUCCUACUAGGCUGUCCUUGCUCCCUGAACCUGCUUUCUAUCCCUUCCUUUCCUACCCAUUCUCACCAGUAAUUCUCUCUCUUUGCCCUUUUCUAGGUCUGUCUCUUACUUUCUCCCAUAAUUUCUGUCUUGCUGUGUUUCUUCAUCUCUCCCAUGUCUCUGCUCUCCAUAGCUCUGUCUCUUGGUUUCUCCUCCACACUCACAGGUGGCCAUGCCUAGGGACUGGUCCUGUCCUCCUGGUCCCUGGUCCAGGCCAGUCCAGACCUGUCCAGCUCGCCCUGAUCUGCUUGGAUUGAUCUGUCAUCCCCUCUAGACUACAACCUGAGUCCUGUCGGUGUCUCGGCCCCCACCCACAGCCUGGUACACUGCAGGUGCUCCACUACCAGAGGGAACAGGAAGGCCGCUGUCCCUUCCUCCCGGCACUCAGCUGUCUGCCCCCAACAUCAAUCCCUCACAUCCCACGCACCCAGCUCUUGGCAGUUUACUAAGACCUUCUGCACCCCCAUUACCUCAUGUGAUCCCCACAACACCUAUGAGAGAGGAAGAUGAAUCGUCCGAUCCAAGUGAAGCCGGCUGCCAGUGAGGGCCGAGGAGAGGACCGGAAGCUGUUUGUGGGGAUGUUGGGCAAGCAGCAGGGUGAGGAGGAUGUCAGACGUCUGUUCCAGCCCUUCGGCCACAUCGAGGAGUGCACUGUCCUGCGGAGUCCUGAUGGUACCAGUAAAGGCUGUGCCUUUGUGAAAUUUGGGAGUCAAGGAGAAGCUCAAGCUGCCAUCCAGGGACUACACGGUAGCCGGACAAUGACGGGCGCCUCUUCCAGCCUGGUGGUGAAGCUGGCAGAUACCGACCGGGAGCGCGCGCUGCGAAGGAUGCAGCAAAUGGCAGGCCAGCUGGGAGCCUUCCACCCGGCACCGCUGCCCCUGGGGGCCUGUGGCGCCUAUACCACUGCGAUCCUGCAGCACCAGGCAGCCUUGCUGGCGGCAGCGCAGGGUCCAGGGUUAGGCCAGGUGGCCGCGGUGGCCGCCCAGAUGCAGCACGUGGCAGCCUUCAGCUUGGUGGCUGCACCGCUAUUGCCUGCGGCAGCCAAUACAUCCCCUGGUGGUAAUGGCCCUGGUGCACUCCCUGGCCUUCCAGCGCCCAUGGGAGUCAAUGGAUUUGGCUCCUUGACCUCCCAGACCAACGGACAGCCAGGCUCCGAUACGCUCUAUAACAACGGGGUUUCCCCUUACCCAGCAGCCUAUCCCUCGGCCUAUGCGCCAGCGAGCACAGCUUUCCCCCAGCAGCCUUCCACUCUGCCUCAGCAACAAAGAGAAGGCCCCGAAGGCUGUAACCUCUUCAUCUAUCACCUGCCUCAGGAGUUUGGGGAUGCAGAACUCAUACAGACAUUCCUGCCCUUCGGAGCUGUUGUCUCUGCCAAAGUCUUUGUGGAUCGUGCCACCAAUCAGAGCAAGUGUUUUGGGUUUGUUAGUUUUGACAAUCCAACCAGUGCCCAGACUGCCAUCCAGGCCAUGAAUGGCUUUCAAAUCGGCAUGAAGAGGCUCAAGGUCCAGCUAAAGAGACCUAAGGAUGCCAACAGGCCUUACUGAUCUGCGCUCGCUGACCAGUCACAGACAGAAACUGAAGAGUGAAGAAAGGAAACGGAAAAGCACAGAAAUGCUGGAGCGGCCCUUCCGGAAGGAGUGGCGUCAGACGGAUGUGGAUCGGACCCAGGGCUGGCGCCUGGGGCUCAGGCCACUCAUCAUGUGGGUUGUUCCAUGGAGCGCUCAGGCUGUCAGGGCAACCAGUGCUGGCUGAGGAUCGACUGCUCUAAGGGAACCAGCAGAGGGCCUCGGGGGUGCCAAGGGCUUCUCAACAAGGGAAGCCCAGACUUACUUUGUUCAAAAUCAUAUCAUUCCUUAGUGUUUAGGGACCAAAGGACUAUUGCUUUUUUUAAGAAUAUAUAUAUAUCUAUAUAAAUUAAAACAAAGAAAAAAAACAGGAGACAAAAAAAAAAAAAAGACAGUAUAGAGUCUCAUAAAAGCUGCCUUUAAAUAUCCCCAGGAGACAGGGUGGAGGAGGCCCUUGAUAGCCCCAGCCUAGGCAGAGGAGGCUGUGGAAAGAUUGUCCUGUGUCUCACUCCUUCUUAAGCGAUUCCCUUACCCCACCUGUUAAGAAUAUGAUAAAGGAUGUGAAGUCUAGGCUCAUAUUCAAGCAACAAAAGAGGGUCAUGGAAGCAGUGAACCCACAGUCCCUAAAUGCAGAUAGUACCCCUUAAGAGGCCUCAGGAGGCGCUCAGGCCUGCUCUGGUCUUUGCUACCCUAGGAGGCUCCCAGCCAUCAGAAAGUGGGAACAUGCCUUUCCUUCCUGGCACCCUUUCCUGUGGAGCCACAGCCUCCCCAGGUAGGAGGAGAGAGAGAGUCUUUCCCUUCCCAGUCAGGUAGACCAAGCUCGCCUUUGGCUGAGCCGAGACACCUCCUGUUUCCCCUCCCCUUGCGACUACCCCAGUGUCCCCUUGCUCCAGGCCACCUUCCGUCUCUUAGUCUAAGUUUGCCCACUUGUAAAGUAGACUCAAGAUAUGUGUAGAGGGCUGUGACAACAGACGUGGAAGGCUUGCUGCUGUAAAUACUGCCACUGAGAAGGGGUCAUUUUCACUAUGUAGAAGCUUCAGAAUUAGAGGUCCCUCUUUACCCAGGACCUGGGAGGGAAGUAGAUGUUUUGCCAAAAUACUAAUUCAUUCCUUUAAAAAGUACAUCUUUCCUAUGCAAGUGUGUCUCACAUGUGCUUACCCAAGGUGCUUUUAGAUGGUGAGCAGUGUUCAGUUUAGAAGUGGUGUGUGCUCUUGUCUGUCUGUCCUUGUCUGUCUGUUGUGUACAGUGAGUGCCAUAUAAAGCUGAUCAAUGGUGGUG
This is a messenger RNA of Mastomys coucha (southern multimammate mouse), 2949 nucleotides long. It is a transcript of the gene Celf6, whose product is annotated as CUGBP Elav-like family member 6. Gene Ontology annotation, cellular component: ribonucleoprotein complex; cytoplasm; nucleus. Lineage: Eukaryota; Metazoa; Chordata; Mammalia; Rodentia; Muridae. Gene Ontology annotation, biological process: regulation of alternative mRNA splicing, via spliceosome; mRNA splice site recognition. Bases 613 to 1650 code for a protein of 345 amino acids. The record is from RefSeq and is a predicted model, not a curated record. The transcript is spliced from 12 exons. Gene Ontology annotation, molecular function: mRNA binding.